ACUUGUGAUAGAUCUAGAAUCUAGAUUAUAAUCUAAUCAUUAAUCUAAAUCUAGAUUCUGCAAGACAAAAGCUAGAUCUAGAUCUAUAUAGACAUAGAGGUCGAGGCCUAAUGCUGCGAUUAUUUGUCGAAAUCUGAUUGGUUGUGGGAACGCUGAGUACAAUUUCCUGUUGUGACAAUAAAAAUAGUCAUUUUCUUACAUCACUUCUACAAACUUCUAUUACCUUGUCGUAGAGUCUAAUGUCGACGCAAACUUCAUCAUACCUGCAGUUUAGAUCUCAAAAUUUUAUUUAGAGUCUAUCAUCUAUGUGAAUUCAAUUUUACAAGAAUCGUCUAGAUCUUACAUUAUAAUUUGAUUUGUUACUUGACUUCUUACUUAAAAACCUAUAAAAUGAUGGAUGCAGAUUUGAACCACGUCAAAGCAACAGCAAUUUCUCUAGUUUUUACAUUGGUCAUUACUUUAACAGCUGCCACAUUUGGAGAUUAUCAUAGCUCAGAUAAAAUAUUGCUAUCAGAUGUUAAAGCUCUGACACUUCACCAAGGGAGAAUGACAAACUCGAGGAGAUCUUCUCCUGUUCCACAGCUGAAAUGUGUUGGAGGUUCAGCUCAGUACAAGUUCACCCCUAAAACAGUUCAAUGUAUUAACAGAGGCUCUGAUGGCUAUGAUAUUCAGUGGGAAUGUAAAACUGACAUGGACAAUGCAUACCGGUUUGGUCAUGUGGAAGUGACCUGUGAAGGCUAUGACUAUCCCAAUGACCCUUAUAUUCUCAAAGGUUCAUGUGGGCUGGAAUACACAGUGGAACUUACAGAAGAAGGUCGCCAAAAAGAAAGUUAUAGAGGAGGCUCCCCAUACAGCUACACUUACAAAUCUGAAGGUGGAAUUAGUGGAUUGUUUGUAUUUAUUGGAAUACUGCUGGUUAUGUAUAUCAUCUACAAAUUAUGUCUGGCUCCCAACGUAGUAACCCAUGGUGAACAGCCUCCACCAUAUGGAUUCAGACAAGAGUACAUGCCUAGUCAAGGUCCACCUCCACCCUAUGAUGGCUACUCUAGUGCCAGCUUUGGUUUUGGAAACACCUAUCCUAAGCCUGGUUACCCUCAUGCCAGUGCUACCAAUGGUGGUGGCUUCUGGACAGGAGCUGCAACGGGAGGUCUCCUUGGUUACCUGUUUGGCAGAGGCAACAACUACAAUACCGGAUGGGGAACUGGCACUUGGGGAGGCAGUGGAUUUAACCAUCCUACAUCCAGUGGUGGCGCCUUUUUUUCAUCUUCGUCUGGCGGUCCCUCCAGCUCAGGAAGUAGGAUGACCUCAGGUUUUGGUGGAACUACACGACGUUAAGUAGUUUAAAAAUAUACAGGGUGGUUAUAUAUAGUUUAUUUUUCAUUUGCAGUAUUUUUAAUCAGCUGUUUUAUCUAUAGCAUAUCUCACAACUAUAUAUACUAAAUGAUUACUGGUAUCUAAUUCCUUAGCCCAAUAUUUUACUACUUCUUUAGUGGGUUUGGUUUUAAAACUUGAUCAUUCACAGACCAUUAAAUACUAGCAGCCAACUGGGUCUUCAUCGCAGUUUACAUUUCUUUGGUUACAAUUUUUAUUUCCAAUCCAGUUCUUUAUUUAUAUAAAUAUAUAUGUAAAUAGAAACUAUUUAAAUACUUUAAAUACUUAAAUAAGGUGCCUGUUUAUGUUGAUGAAUGAGAAUGAGCAGUGAUUGUACAAAUGAUGUCAUCUGUUAUUACAAUAAUUUAUUUUUUAAAAUAUAUGUGAAGUGCUAGUCUGUGUGUGCAACUUCGAUUAGCAAUAGAUACUUUAUGCUAUAUGGUUUAUUAUGACAUUUGAUAUGAUUUGUUUUUGUGUAUAUCUCUAUGAAGAAACAAAACUUCAGGGUUUUGUUUUUUUCACUUGAAUCUGUAAUUACAAUUUGUAUAAAAGAAAGUAAUUUUUUUAUAUUGAACAUUGCAAUUAGAUAAUUUUGUGUUUCUCAUCAUAUAAUAAAAUUAAAAGUAUGCUUCUCAGUUGAAAUAUACAGUGCAGGAAUAUAUAACAUUUGUGUAUAAUUUCUAAAUUAACCCAACAGUAUGGGUUGGGUAAUAAGGUGUACAGUGGCAAAUUGUUUUCUUUUUCCCUGUCACACACUAAGACAUUAAGGGUUUCCAAACCAAUCUAAAAUGGGAGUAUCAAUAGACUACUUUGCACUUAUUAUGCAUACAAGUUUUAUUUUUAUUGAUUUUUCAGAAUUUCAAUUUUUUUUUUACUAUAUUACAAUAAAGUAGCUUUAAGUUUGCAAUUUAUGAUUUUCAGGUUAAUAUUUUUUAAAUAUGUGAUAACAUUGAAUUUUAUUUUUCCUUCUGUAUAAACAACUUAAACCUUUUUUAAAAAAAAGUAUUUCAUAGAACAUUUACUUAGAAAAUGAGAUUUAUACAGCAUAUUUUCAAACCUGUUUGGUCAUUAAAGAGUUUUAUAGCAACUCAUAAA
Molecule: messenger RNA, 2466 nt
Organism: Biomphalaria glabrata
Lineage: Eukaryota; Metazoa; Mollusca; Gastropoda; Planorbidae
Product: store-operated calcium entry-associated regulatory factor-like
Exons: 8
Coding region: 391-1335 (314 amino acids)
Biological process (GO): regulation of store-operated calcium entry
Cellular component (GO): endoplasmic reticulum membrane
Source: RefSeq, a predicted model, not a curated record